Anoplophora glabripennis (Asian longhorned beetle) is the source of this 2441-nucleotide messenger RNA. RefSeq lists its product as uncharacterized. NCBI's taxonomy places the organism in Eukaryota, Metazoa, Arthropoda, Insecta, Coleoptera, Cerambycidae. Gene Ontology annotation, cellular component: membrane. Gene Ontology annotation, biological process: stabilization of membrane potential; potassium ion transmembrane transport. Gene Ontology annotation, molecular function: potassium ion leak channel activity. The record is from RefSeq and is a predicted model, not a curated record. The transcript is spliced from 3 exons. Bases 20 to 2149 code for a protein of 709 amino acids.
AUAACUUAGUGUAGUAAUCAUGGAUUCAUUGCAAACACCUACAGAAAAUAGAAGCGAAGAAAAUGACAGUGAAAUCCAUAACAAAGAAGUUGAUAUUGCUCGAAUCGAGGCCCUGCUUACGCCGGAACAAGUGUUUAGUGAUAGUGUUGCGAGAAAACGGAGGAGAUUUACGAAAAGGCGAAGUACAAGCUUGACAAGACGAGAGACGACACCGGCAAAAAAUGCAGAUGAUAAGCUCACGACUACUUCCGACGAGGACAUUCCCGAACGAAAACCGAAAACUCCCGAAAGGCGGCGUCCAAGAAGAACCAGAUCAGCAACUAAAAGAGACGCGAGUGAAACGGAAUCGGAACCUAAUCGAGCUAAAGUAGAACGCCAUAUAAGACACAAUAAUUUCAAUGGAAAUGAUUCCAAAAGUAAUGCUAAUAAAGACAAAAUUAUCCCAAAACCUCUGGAGGAUAAGAAAAAAAGAGAAAGUUUAUCGGACAUAGCUCAAGCAGAGGUACUAUCAUUUUUAAACAAAACAAAAAAAUCUCUUACUGCAGCUGCUAUUCGAGGCAGGGACCGAUUCAGGAAAACUGAAAAAGAAUUAGUCAAAAGGAGUCAGUCUGCUCCACAUCAAUUUACUGAAGAAGAGUUAAUUGAAAGUUUCAAAAAAGCACAACUUUUAAGCGUGGAAAAUGCAGAAAGGCCAAGAAAAUAUUCUGACUCGAGUUUACGAUCACUCACUCCAGAAAUUCCUUUUGAACCUAAACCUUUUAGACCAGAAGUCCAAGCAUUUGUCAGGCAAAGAAAAAAAGACAAACAAUUUUCUACAAAAAUUAUAGAAGUACUUGACCCCAAAACAUCUUUCGUUAUAUCUAGGAAAACUAUUGUCAAACCAGACUUCAAAUUGAAAGAUUUAUUUUCUAAUCUUCGAAUGCUUUCUGUUUUUGAAAUCCGCAGAAAUUAUAAGGCUUAUAAACUAGAAAUGAAGGAAGAAUACAAAAAAAUCCGUAAGCUUUGGAACAAAUGCAUGUGUGAGCUUUUCCUUAUUAUGGUUCUAUGUGGAAUUGGUGGCAUAAUAUUUAAAUUUACUGAGGGCAGUUUUGAAACAUUUUACAAGUGCGGAGUGAAAAGAGUUAAGAGAGAUUUUAUUGAUUUACUGUGGAUUAAAAGUCAUAACUUAAGGGAAGAAGACUGGAAAUCAUUAGCUAGAAAUAGGUUGAGGAUAUUCGAAGAGGAACUGCACACUGCGCACGAGGCUGGAAUGACCAGUUACAGUGGACAAAGAUCUUGGAGCUUUUUGAAUGGCGUUGUAUAUGCACUAACCGUCAUUACAACUAUUGGUUACGGACAUCUAUUUCCAAAGACAAUAACGGGAAGGGCACUUACUAUAGUUUACGCACUUAUUGGAAUUCCUCUUUUCCUUAUAGCCUUAACUGAUUUCGGUAAACUGUUCACAAGGGGUAUAAAGUUCCUGUGGUCCUUUGUAAGAAGGCUUUAUUAUACUGGUAGCUGCAAGAAGGUCAGGAAGACAGCACAUAUGAAUGAAAUAUUCAAAGGCGCUCAACUGAUGUACGAAAUAGCAACAUUCAGAAGGCCAUCAGUAUACGACGCUGAAAAUGUUCCGCCUCAAUUUCCUCAUCCUGCCGUUGCAACGCCAAUUGGCUCCAUAGAAGGAGUUGCUGAUACAGACACCCCCACAACACCCGCCUUAUCGAAUUUCGAAAUAGACGAUGAAUUUAAUUUACCAAUUACCGUGGCACUAUUUAUUCUCAUAUCUUACAUUUUCAUUGGUGCCUUGAUAUAUUGCGCUUGGGAAGGUUGGAACUUCUUUGCCUCAUUUUAUUUCGUGUUCAUUUCCAUGUCCACAAUUGGAUUUGGAGAUUACGUACCAACGCAUCCCAUUUGCAUGAUUGUUUCAAUCGUUUAUUUGGUUUUUGGAUUAGCUCUUAUGACCAUGUGUAUUAAUGUCGUACAAGAAAAGCUCAGUGAUACUUUCAAAAGAGCGUCCGCAAAACUUGGAGCCACUAUGGGAAUUGAAGUUGAAGAUGAUGGUAGUGUAACCACAGUGCCUCCUGAAAUAGUUGAAAUGCCAGAUGUACAUAAUUCUGUCACUGUCUCUGGCAAUACAGAUAACAUUGUUGAACUUGACAAAACUAAAUAAUAUGAAUGCAGAUCAAUUUUGUGAUAAUAAACAUAUUUAUCUUUAAUAAUUCUAUGAAAAUGUUCGCUAUAUAUUUUAUGACACUGUUAUGCAAUUGUAAAAAAAUAUAUUUGACUGUUAAAUUCUUUCACAUUAUAUAUUUAAAAUAUCGAUCUUUGCAUCUCAUGCACAACAUUCUCCAUAUUGAAAGUUAAGUAUUAUUCAGAAAAUGCGAAAUGAAAUAAUUUUCUACAUACUACCUAUAAACAUAUUGAUUUAGUUUUACUAGAAUAUAAAUAAUAUGAGUGAGAUU